Molecule: messenger RNA, 735 nt
Organism: Symbiodinium natans
Lineage: Eukaryota; Dinophyceae; Suessiales; Symbiodiniaceae
Source: the annotation of a GenBank genome assembly
AUGGCUGUGGUGCUGAUGGGAAAAGGAUGUAAGUCAAGCCCCUACAACGUCAUGUACCUCCUCUCAUGUCUCAAGCAAUGCCAGGAUGACGGGUACAAGAGCAAAGGUGCCUACUGGGGCGAGAAGAGGUCACGCGGAGAUGACUGGAGCAAGGACUCCGGCAGCGGCUACCGACAGAAUGGCAACUCCUGGGGAGGUGGCGGCCGACGUGGGCGAGACCGGGAGCCCCACAAGACCAAGGAAGAGCUAGAUGCUGACCUGGAGCGCUACUUCGGACGAGAGGCUCCCACCGAAGGCAGCGGAGCGAGCAAGUCCAUGGACGCAGAUCUAGACAAGUACAUGGGCCGAGGUGACAAGGCCGCAGACGAAGAAAAGCCUGCUGAGGAGGCGAAGGACGAUAAGGAGGCCGAGAAGGCCCCCGUCGGUUGCCUUGAAUUGAUCCGCUUUCUCUUCGAUCAGUGGCCUAGCCGCUUUCUGUUUGACCAGCGGUCCACCGCUUUCUGCUGGCACUGGAUCAGCGGCCCGGCCGCUUCUGUUGCGCCAGCUAGCGGCUCAGCCGCUUUCCGUAAGAUGAGUGGUGCAGCCGGUGUCAUUUCUGCUGGAGCGGCUCAGCCGCUUUUCGCAGACAAGCGGCUCAGCCGCUUUAUGUUGACUCAGCGGCUCAGCCGCUUUAUGUUGACUCAGCGGCUCAGCCGCUUUAUGUUGACUCAGCGGCCCAGCCGCUCUGUGUUUUGA